Molecule: messenger RNA, 819 nt
Organism: Rhagoletis zephyria (snowberry fruit fly)
Lineage: Eukaryota; Metazoa; Arthropoda; Insecta; Diptera; Tephritidae
Biological process (GO): regulation of mitochondrial transcription
Cellular component (GO): mitochondrion
Molecular function (GO): RNA binding
Source: RefSeq, a predicted model, not a curated record
AUGUUGGACUAUAGUUUUUCAUAACAAUUUUCUAUAGUAUCUCAUUUAGGCAGCACGUAUUCGAUAUCAAAAAUGAUAAAGUUAAGAAAUGUAAAAACAUUUAAUAGAAUAAUUAGUUUUACUCAAAAUAAUGCGGUGCGGCCGGCAGUCUUGGUUUGUCAAAAAAAUACAGAUACCGCGCCUAAAACAUGGUAUAAUCACUUGCCCCACACUAUUCUCCAAAUACAUACAGGACAAAUAUUGCAGAAGCAUAGCAAAAAAUCUAGGCAACGGGACGAUGAAAGUGAUAGUGACGAUGAGAGUGGAGUAGAAUUUAAAGAUGAAAGAGAUUCCAAAGUGCUUAAGACAAGUGUCAAUUCAUUGAGAGCUGAUUUGGUAAUUAAAGCUGGAUUAGGAAUGGCUAGGAACAAAGUAGAGGCUAUUUUCUAUGAAAGUAAAGUACGUGUUAAUGGCAAAAAAGUGAACAAGAAAAGUGUACAACUUAAUGUGGGAGAUGAGAUUGACGUAGUACGUGGUUUCAGUCAAGCGAAUCCAACUCAUCUGGUGGUGUCUCGUGUUGUUGUGCUCGACGUUAGUGAGCGUGAGGAAGGCUUUGUCGUACAAUUGCGGCGUUAUAAAUCACUACUUAUAGAGAAUUACUCAGGUGCUAAUGCCUACAAGUCAUCAGAUGCUGUGCAGCACUGACGCAAUGUAAACUAAUUUAAAUUUCUAUUUAUUUUUUAUAAUAGGAGUAUUCAUCUAAAUGCGAAUAUGUCUCGUAAGCAAGUAAACCUCGUAAACUUACUUUUGUAUUCUAAACCGGGUCAUUUACGAGGUUUA